Daldinia caldariorum is the source of this 1519-nucleotide messenger RNA. RefSeq names its product putative salicylate hydroxylase. Gene Ontology annotation, biological process: secondary metabolite biosynthetic process. Gene Ontology annotation, molecular function: FAD binding; monooxygenase activity. The transcript has 7 exons. Lineage: Eukaryota; Fungi; Ascomycota; Sordariomycetes; Xylariales; Hypoxylaceae. Bases 1 to 1320 code for a protein of 439 amino acids. The record is from RefSeq and is a predicted model, not a curated record.
AUGGCAGAGGAACAAUCAAAAACCAGUGUAAGGAUAGGCGGUCUAGCAUGCGCCAUCUCAUGCCGUCGAGCGAACCCACCUCUCCAGGUCACCGUUCUCGAGCGCACGCCGGAAAUCCUCACCAUCGGUGCCGGGAUCCACAUUCCUCCUAACGCGUGCCGGGUGCUAGCCCGUUACGGACUCCUCGAGAAGCUCAAGCAAGCCGGCGGAUACGAGGUAGACAGUUUCACGUUGAGGAGGUAUGAGGAUGGCAAGAUCCUCGUCGAAAAGCCCCUCAAGGGUAGAAUGGAGACAGAGUACGGCGCACAGUGGAUGGGCGACUAUCAAAGCGCACUGCUCAAAGAGGCGCUGGACUUGGGGUCAGUCGUUUUAACAAGCGCAGACGUCACCAGCGUCAACCUCGCCCCGGACGGGCCUCAGAAGUUAUUUCUAAAAGAUGGGAGGAAGAUCAGCGCGGAUGUAAUCAUAGGGGCGGAUGGGUUAUGGUCGAUGAGCAGGGAAAUCGUUUUAGGACGACCAUUUCCGCCAACCGAAACCGGGGAUCUUGCAUAUCGCGGCACUUUCGCGCUCGAUCAGCUCAAGGGGCUCCAUAACGAGCGCAUAGACAAGUUGUUGGAGCAGUCAAAUAUCCAGGUAUGGCUAGGUCCGGGAAGACAUGCUGUCUUCUAUCCUCUGAGGAACCAUACGGAGUACAACCUCGUGUUGAUAGCGGCAGACGAUCUACCUAGUGGGGUGCGUACCUCUCAAGGCAGCGUGCAGGAGAUGGCGGCGAAUUUCGAAGGAUGGGAUCCAAUUCUCACCGAAGUUAUUUCAUGUCUAAGGACGGCACUGAAAUGGAAGCUUCUUCACUUUAAGGAGCUCGACCAAUGGACCAAGGGCACACUCGCUCUGUUAGGAGAUGCAUCUCACCCCACGCUACCAUACCAGGGCCAAGGAGCCGCAAUGGCCGUCGAAGACGGCGCUGUCAUCGGCCUGCUCCUGGAGAAGUUCCAGAACGCCGGCAUUCCAUCCGGUCAAGUGGAAAAGAAUAAGAAAUUAGCGAGCCUCUUCCGUCUAUACGAAGAUCUUCGCAAAGAGCGGACGAAAGUCAACGUAGCUGGCGCGGUGCAUACUCGCCAUUAUUAUCACUUGGCCGACGGCCCGGAGCAAGAAGCACGUGACGAAGAGUUGGCAGCGCUGCCUGGUACGGAGUGGAAAAGCCGGUGUUCGUUCAAUUGGGGCGAUGCUGAGUACCAGAAGAGUCUGUUAGGGGUUGAUAUUCUUGCUGGUACGGAAAGAAGGUGUGAUGAGUGGUUGGGGACACAUGAUGUUGCUUUUUAAGUGAAUUCCAAACCCCUAGGGCUUUAACGGACCUAUUAUGUAUCAACUCUGGGGAACAUCCAGCCUUAGUUGAUGCUUAUCUGAAGCUUACCAUACCAUCGGCAGGGGUAUGGAAUCCCGGGAAUGGAUCCACCCGCAAGGCUAGUUUGAGCCGUUUAAGGCGUAGAUAUCCGCAACUAGGUCGUUUCUGCUUUAGCGG